Messenger RNA from Triticum turgidum subsp. durum (durum wheat), 3081 nucleotides. Lineage: Eukaryota; Viridiplantae; Streptophyta; Magnoliopsida; Poales; Poaceae. The record is from the annotation of a GenBank genome assembly.
AUGGCGGAGACGGUGCUGAGCAUGGCGAGGUCCAUGCUGGGAGGCGCCAUCAGCAUGGCCACCUCUGCCGCCGCCGCCGAGAUGGGCCUCCUCAUCGGCGUCCGCAAGGAUAUCUGGUUCAUCAAAGACGAGCUCGAGACGAUGCAGGCAUUCCUUGAGGUCGCUGAAAAAAUGAAGAAGAAAGACGUGCUCCUGAAGGUGUGGGCAAAGCAAGUGAGGGACUUGUCCUAUAAUAUUGAAGAUGGCCUUGGUGAGUUCAUGGUGCAUGUCGGAAGCCAAAGCUUGUCAUGGCAGCUGAUGAAGCUCAAAGAUCGCCACCGCAUUGCAAUUCAGAUUCGCGAUCUCAAAACAAGAGUUGAAGAAGUAAGUGCUAGGAACACCCGGUACAACUUGAUCAAGAUGGAUGCCUCCGAUGCCAUUGAUGAAGUUGAUUCUCACAUGGAAGAUAUUCGCAAUCACUCGGCUAGCAACGUCGAUGAAGCAGAACUUGUUGGAUUUUCCAAGCCUAAGGGGGAGUUGAUUGAGUUGAUGGAUGUCAAGACUAAAGGUGGUGCUGCCAAAGUGGUAUUUGUUGUUGGCAUGGGUGGCUUAGGAAAGACCACUCUUGCAAGGAAGACAUAUGAAAGUAAGGAAGAUAUUGUAAAUAAUUUUUCUUACCGUGCUUGGAUCACAGUCUCGCAGACAUUUUCCAAAAUAGAGAUGCUCAAGGAUAUGAUCAUGCAACUUUUCGGAAAUGAAGAACUGAAGAAAUGUUUGAAGGAACUUGAAGGAAAGAUGGUGCAAGUAGAUGACCUCGCUAGCUACCUCAGGGAAAUGCUACAGGAGAAGAGGUACUUAAUCGUUCUUGAUGACUUGUGGACCAUUGAUGUGUGGGGGUGGAUAAAAGAUAUUGCUUUUCCUAGUAGUAACAUCAAAGGUAGCCGGAUAAUAGUAACAACACGAGAUAUUGGCCUAGCUCAGGAGUGUGCUUCCAAAUCGCUUAUUUACCACCUUAAACACCUACAGAUAGAUCAAGCAACAAAUUUGUUACUGAAAAAGAUUGGGAAAACACACAAAGAAACUGAAAGUGAUGAAAGGAUGCGGAACGUGAUUUCCAAAAUAGUAAAUAAGUGUGGUGGUUUACCAUUGGCUAUACUCACCAUAGGAGGUUUGCUUGCUACCAAAGUGGUAGAAAUGUGGGAGAGUAUUUAUGAGCAGAUUCCCUCAGAGCUUGAGACUAACCCAAGCCUUGAAGCAAUGAGGAGGAUGGUCACUCUUAGUUACAACCACUUGCCAUCUCAUCUUAAAUCAUGCUUCCUGUAUUUGAGCAUCUUUCCGGAGGAUUUUGAAAUCAAGAGAAGACGUUUGGUUGAUAGAUGGAUAGCAGAGGGGUAUGUUACAGCUAGUGGUGGAGUGUAUGUUGGGGAUGUUGGAAUAGGUUAUUUCAAUGAGCUAAUCAACCGAAACAUGAUUCAACCAUCAAAAGUGAACAUAGAAGGAAUUGUUAAGAGCUGCCGGGUCCAUGAUAUCAUACGUGAUGUAAUGGUCUCAAUUUCUAGAGAUGAAAACUUUGUGCACCUGCUGGGAGAUAGUGAAGCGAGUAUAUUAGAGGGGAACUUCCGUCAUGUAGCAUACCAUGGUAGCAAGUGCCAAAAUAUUGGCAUGGAUUGGAGCCAUGUUCGGUCACUAACAAUGUUUGGUGAGAGACCCACGGAGCCCUCGCCUUCAGUUUGUUCAACCAACAUGAGGAUGCUUAGAGCCUUGGAUCUAAAGAAUACACUGUUUAAAAUUAGACAAAAAGAUAUCAACAACAUUGGGUUGUUGUGCCAUUUGAAAUAUGUGGAUUUUGAAGGACCUUCACAUAUAUAUGCACUUCCAAAGUCGAUACAGAGAUUACGAGGUUUGCAAAACUUGGACAUUAGAAAGAGUUAUAUAGCAGCACUGCCAACUGGGAUCACUGAACUCCAUUGUCUUCGCAGCCUUCGCUGUAGCAGAUGGAAGUUAUACGACUAUUUUGAUAAGGAUGAACCCAUGAAAUGUUUGAUGCACACAUUGUGCCUGCCAAUGCUAUGCACACCUUCAGUUGAUGCUGAUCAUCGUGCUGAACUAACUGCUGAGAUACAUAUGGCAUACUCUAGCCGGUGGUCUGAGACAGAAGGUGUGAGGAUACCAAGAGGGAUUGGCAACUUAAAGGAGCUACAGAUACUAGAGGUGGUGGACAUCAAACAAACCAGCAAGAAAGCAAUUAAAGAGUUGGGGGAUCUUAUUCAGCUAAGAAAACUGAGCAUGGUAGGUAGAGGAAGGUUUGCCGAGCAAAAACGCAAGAUACUGUAUCUCGGUGCCGCCAUAGAGAAGCUCUCUUCCCUGCGCUCUCUUAGUCUGGAUGUUGACUAUAAUGGAUCACUCGAGUGGUUGCAUAAUGUUUCAUCCCCUCCUCCCCUGCUAAAUAAGUUGAAGUUGCUCGGAGAUCUUGGAGGAAAGAUGCCCGAGUGGGUUGGAAGUAUGAAGCAUUUGGUGAAGAUUCACUUGGAGUGGAGCUACCUAAAGGAAGAUCAAGUCACGGAAAUGCUAGGAAGGCUGCCCAAGCUCAUGCUCCUCAAUCUAGGGGCGGCUGCUUACUAUGGGAAGAAGUUAGUGUUCAGAGAAGAAGCAUCUCUGAAUCUCAGAAAACUUUGCAUUACUAGUCCGGUUGACCUGAGGGAGGUGAAAUUCCAGAAGGGCGCAUUGCCCCAGAUGGAAAAGCUAGCAUUCAAUUAUGUGACGUUGGAAUCAGGGAUCACUGGUAUCAAGCACCUCCCAAGGCUCAAGAAGAUUUCACUUUAUUACCAAGGCAGAGUGGCGAACCUUGGUGUGCUGCAAGCUGAAGUGGACACACACCCCAACCAUCCCGUGCUGAAACUCAAGGAAGACUGCAGCGAGCAUGACUUGGGGAAUGUCGUCCAAGGACCUGGUGUUGCAGAAAUAGAGGAGCAAGAGGAACCAUCCCUCCUCCCACAGACUUGUAUGAUGGGGGAGAGCUCACAAUCAGAAGCGGUGGUCAUGCCGACAACGAACGUCAUCAGCAGCCAUGGUGAUCUGCUCUACACAUACAAUUCAUGCUGA